This is a messenger RNA of Salarias fasciatus (jewelled blenny), 1631 nucleotides long. RefSeq names its product methyltransferase 5, N6-adenosine (gene mettl5). NCBI's taxonomy places the organism in Eukaryota, Metazoa, Chordata, Actinopteri, Blenniiformes, Blenniidae. The transcript is spliced from 6 exons. Bases 161 to 784 code for a protein of 207 amino acids. Gene Ontology annotation, molecular function: rRNA (adenine-N6-)-methyltransferase activity; nucleic acid binding. The record is from RefSeq and is a predicted model, not a curated record. Gene Ontology annotation, biological process: rRNA methylation.
CGUCGGCUUGUUUUGAUUGAAGGACACCGCUGUGCGGAAGUCGCUUUCAGACAUGCUUAGUUUAUUGCCUCAAAACACACGCGUUAACAAUCACUAUUACUGCUUUAAUGCGAUUGUGGUGUAGCUGCAGCACAGGUUGGAAACAUCACAUUGAGCAGGAAUGAAACUGAAAGAUCUGGAAAGCUGCCUUCAGCAGGUGGACACGUUCGAGGAGCCUAAAGUCCUGCUGGAGCAGUACCCGACCAGCCCUCACAUCGCUGCCUGCAUGCUGUACACCAUCCACAGCUCGUUCGACGACAUUGAGGGGAAGCUGGUGGCAGACCUGGGAUGUGGAUGCGGAGUCCUCAGCAUCGGUGCUGCGAUGCUCGACGCAGGGUUGUGUGUCGGCUUUGACAUCGACGAAGACGCGCUGGACAUAUUCAGACGGAACGCGGAGGAGUUUGAGCUCACCAACGUGGAUCUGGUCCAGUGUGACAUUUGUUGUCUGGAGGCAGAAGCUUAUGCCCAGAAGUUUGACACUGUUAUAAUGAAUCCACCGUUUGGGACUAAACACAAAGGCGUCGACAUGAAGUUCCUCCAAGCUGCUUUAACCAUGGCAAAGACAGCUGUAUACUCGCUUCACAAAACAUCAACACGAGAGCACAUUCAAAAGAAAGCUAAAGACUGGGGAGUAAAGAUGGAAGUUCUCGCAGAGCUUCGGUAUGACUUGCCAGCAUCCUACAAGUUCCACAAAAAGAAAUCAGUCGACAUCGAGGUGGACUUCAUGCGAUUCUCCAAAACCUGAAGUACAAUCUGGAAUGGAUCAAACUUGCCCCUCUGCUUCUUUGCCGUUUGUAAUAAAUGUUUUUUUUUUACAAAAAGAAAAAUUCAGGCUGGGAUUUCAUGAUUAAGAACCGUUCUCAGUUUUGGGAACCUUUGCUGCGGGGCCAUCGGCAUCUUCCAGUUCUCUCUUCGGGGCUGCAGGAGCUGGAGGACGAUCACAGAGCAGCGUCAGAGACAUGCUGGUUUAACAAGAUUAGGAGAAAACCUGGACUUAGCUUACCAUCCUCAUCGUCACUGUCAAAUUUAGUCUUCUUCCCUUGGUACUGAGUUCUGCCUUGAUCUCUGCCGCCUCUUCCCCGUCGGCCUCCUCGUCCUCUGCCGCCUGAUCGUCCUCGUCCACCUUCAUGUCAGAAAUGUUUUGUUUUAUGGAGGAAGCUCCGAGUAUUUUUGGGCAACAUUUUACUUAUUUAUCCUCUAUUCUGUGUGGAGCAACAAUGUAAAAGAACUUCCCUCAGGGAUUAAAGGUUUAUUUAAUCCUCUUUUACUCACGACAGAACUGUUCUUGUAAACAUUUUUUUUUGUUUGUUCGUACCUCUGCCUUUGGACCUGUUCAUAGACUCCUGCUGGGCUUCAACGAUCUUCUUCAGCACUUCUUUCUCCUCCUCGCCUUCGAUCAGCUGCCAUGUCACACUGUUCUCCUUGAUUUUCAGGUCUUCCCCUUUGGCCUCUUUGGCCUUCUCAAACGCUUCCUUUGCAUUUCCAUCAAAUAAAAGGGUGCCCUUGUUGGAAGUGGGGGAAAAAAAAAAAAAUCCACCAGUUAAACAGACUGUCACCAUUUUAACGUCCCAGAUUUUAUAAAUAUAUUUUAC